Molecule: messenger RNA, 1134 nt
Organism: Coniophora puteana RWD-64-598 SS2
Lineage: Eukaryota; Fungi; Basidiomycota; Agaricomycetes; Boletales; Coniophoraceae
Exons: 3
Coding region: 1-1134 (377 amino acids)
Source: RefSeq, a predicted model, not a curated record
AUGAAGUCAUCCAUCUUCCUUGCCAUUGCUCUUUCUACUCUUGUGGCUGCGCGUCCGCCUCUCCGAAUGCGUGCUAGUAGUUUCCAGCUUCAGAAUGGACAGCAGGCUAUCCAGCAGAAUGAGCAGUUCAAGUCACUUACAGCGGACUCCACCUGCACAUCUGGUGAUGCAUGUGUCAACAACUCAUUUGCCCAAUGUGUUGGCGGGAAUAUGUUCUCCAACCGUGUAACUCCGGGCUGGUGUGACUGUGCCGCACUCCCUCUGGUGAACUCUGCCGGAACGAGUAUUGCCUGUACCACCGAAUCCGAUGUGCAAGCACGGAUCGCGGCAACGGGCGCCUCUGGAACUGGCACGUCCACAGGCUCUUCCUCGUCAGCUUCUCCCAGUAGCAGUACCGCCGCUGGUGGCUCCAGCUCCGGCACUAGCUCUGGGCAAGGAGCGGGCAACAGCUCUGAUGCCCAGUCCUCGACGACUCUCCUAUCCUCUGUGAUCGCUACUGGCUUUGAACAGAACGGCCAGGGCUUGAACACCUCCGAGUCCGGGGAAGUCGCUUCUCUCACCUCCAAGAACAACUUCGUCAACUUCUGUGCCACCGUCAACCUCCCCAUCACCAACGGGAAGCAGAUCAAGAGCGGUUCAUGCAAUCCUGCCCCGAUGGGCACCAUACCCUCUACGAGCAAUAUGCCCAGUGCCAAGUUUGUCAGCCCCGCGAACCUCGCCACCGUAUCCGCAAACAAGACGUUCCAGGUCGUUCUCGCGAUGAAGAACCUUGACACGGGAUUCUUCACCAACGCGGCCAGCAACUACUUCGCCGCUCCCCAGCAGCUCAACUCGCAGGGCCAAAUCCAGGGGCACUCGCAUAUCGUUAUUGAGGCUCUCGACUCUUUGAACCAGACCACGCCCACCGAUCCGACCAAGUUUGCGUUCUUCCAGGGCAUCAACUCUAAGGCCGAUUCGAAGGGCCAGCUGUUCGCCAAUGUCACCGGUGGUCUUCCGGAGGGGUUCUACAAGAUGUCGACCAUCAACAGCGCGAGUAACCACCAGCCUGUCCUUGUGGCUGUUGCCCAGCAUGGUUCCCUGGACGAUGUGGUCUACGUGAGUUUGCUUUGCGACCUAGAAAUAUCUCUUUACUGA